CCAUUGCCCCGGACUUAUUACCGUCAGUUGGUCCUCGUCUUCAUCUCCCUCCGCUGUCCGACUGUGCCCUGUCGCCGCCUCUGUCCUCUCCCAGUCCCUCCCCCUCCAUCUCCGGUGAGGCGCGAAUCGAGUUGCAUCGAAUCCAUGGGCAGCUCCUCGAAUACCAACACGAGCGGCGGGGCCAGCGACAAGGAGGAGAAGAAGAAGGAGGACAAGGUCAAAGGCAAGGACUCGUCGGAGCCAUCCUUCAAGGAGAACGAAAGGGUCCUUGCCUACCACGGCCCCCUCCUCUACGAGGCCAAGGUUCAAAGGAUCGAAAAUCAUGAAGAUGAAUGGCGCUACUUUGUCCAUUAUCUCGGUUGGAAUAAGAACUGGGAUGAAUGGGUUGCAAAUGACCGCUUGUUGGCAUUAACAGAGGAAAACAUGCGCAAACAACAAGAGCUUGACAAGAACCAGGUAGUUGACAAAACAAUGAAGUCUGGACGGUCAACACAGCAUAAACCAAAAGGCUCCAAUGCAGAUGCAAAAGCUGAUAAAGAUGACACUAAGAGUCUCAUGAAGGGGAAGAAACGUAAAAGUCAGCCUGGGACUGAGAUUCAGGAAAAGGAAAAAAGAUCAUCACAGAGUCUACUAGUGUUGCAGUUUCCUUUGACACUGAAGAAGCAACUUGUGGAUGAUUGGGAGUUUGUCUCGCAGAUGGGUAAGUUUGUGAAGCUACCACGAUCACCUACUGUUGAUGAUAUUCUAAAGAAGUAUUUGGAGCACCGGACAAAGAAGGAUGGCAAGAUAAAUGACUCCUAUGCUGAGAUUCUGAAAGGAAUACGCUGCUACUUUGAUAAAGCAUUGCCUGCAAUGCUUUUAUAUAAGAAAGAGCGAGAUCAGUAUGCUGAAGAAGUUAAAGGUGAUGUCUCACCGUCAACUGUAUAUGGAGCUGAGCACCUAUUGCGCCUUUUUGUGAAAUUGCCAGAGUUACUUGCUUUUGUCAAUAUGGAGGAAGAUGCGCUGAACAAGCUACAGAUGAAAUUGCUGGACAUUCUCAAGUUUAUUCAGAAGAAUCAGAGCACCUUCUUUACCACCGUGUACGAUGAUGGUCGUAAAAGUGCAGAUGGGGCUAAAACCAAAUGAUUGCAUCUGAACGUUUUGUAUGUAACAUCUUUCGAUGGACUUGUAGGUGAGUCUGGUACUGUUGUUGAUAUGGAAGGAUGUCGCUUAGGACCGUGGCGUGUGAACAUUGAUUGCUCUACAAUCAGUUUAUGUAGGAAUGUAGGAUAGAUGCCGCAGAUGCCUGAAAUACAGUGCUUGAACUGCAUGUUGUGUUUUCUUUAGAUGUUGGAACUGCUCGCAUUUUAUGUUGUUGAAUGUGUAUUUUCUUUAGAUGCUGUUUUAGGGUACAAGCCCACCUUAAACAUUAUGCUAAGUAGACUAAACCAAGAUUACUCUUUGGGUGGUGAUUGGCGAAGCUC
Sorghum bicolor (sorghum) is the source of this 1463-nucleotide messenger RNA. RefSeq names its product protein MRG1. The record is from RefSeq and is a predicted model, not a curated record. The transcript has 11 exons. Gene Ontology annotation, cellular component: nucleus; histone acetyltransferase complex. Gene Ontology annotation, biological process: regulation of DNA-templated transcription; chromatin organization. The coding region runs from base 145 to 1125 and encodes 326 amino acids. NCBI's taxonomy places the organism in Eukaryota, Viridiplantae, Streptophyta, Magnoliopsida, Poales, Poaceae.